GCGCAGAAAAGGGGGCGGGGAGGGGACUCGACUUGUUGUGUUUGCUGCCCAAGAGCCGGAUACGGUCGUGUUGCGGCCGCGCCGCUCCCAGUCUCCCGACCAUGUCUCACUUAGUCGAGCCUCCGCCGCCCCUGCACAACAACAACAACAACUGUGAAGAAGGGGAGCAGUCCCUGCCGCCGCCCGCCGGCCUCAACAGUUCCUGGGUGGAGCUGCCCAUGAACAGCAGCAAUGGCAAUGAGAAUGGCAACGGGAGGAAUGGGGGCCUGGAGCACGUCCCUUCCUCGUCUUCCAUCCACAAUGGAGACAUGGAGAAGAUCCUUCUGGAUGCACAGCAUGAGUCAGGACAGAGCAGCUCCAGAGGCAGUUCUCACUGUGACAGCCCUUCACCACAAGAAGAUGGACAGAUCAUGUUUGAUGUUGAGAUGCACACUAGCAGGGACCACAGCUCUCAGUCAGAAGAAGAAGUUGUAGAAGGAGAGAAAGAAGUUGAGGCUUUGAAGAAAAGUGCAGACUGGGUAUCAGACUGGUCCAGUAGACCUGAAAACAUCCCACCCAAAGAGUUCCAUUUCAGACACCCUAAACGUGCUGUGUCUCUAAGCAUGAGGAAGAGUGGAGCCAUGAAGAAAGGAGGCAUUUUCUCUGCAGAGUUCCUGAAGGUGUUUAUCCCGUCUCUCUUCCUCUCUCACGUGUUGGCUUUGGGGCUUGGCAUCUAUAUUGGAAAACGACUGAGCACACCUUCUGCCAGCACCUACUGAGGGAAACGAAAGCCCCUGGAGACGAGUGUGGCCUGUGAAGUGGUGUGUUGUAGUUUGAAUUUGAGACCUAUUGUAAGCAUGAUCCCCACCUACAACCGUAUUUUUACAUACUCAAGUCCAGUAACAAGAUCUCAAAUCCAGUAUUUUACUCAAACUCUGUUGAGGCAUUUUACUAACCUUGUUCCCUUUUUGGCCUGUAAGACACUUUAGAGAUUCCUAACAGAGUUUACUGUCGUUUAGAAAUUUGCAAGGGCUUUCUUCAGCAAUGCCACCAGCAGAUUAUAAUCUUGUCAACAAUGCAUCGUCUCCUCUUGGUACCACCAGACCACACCCGCAUCUUUCAUGCUAGAAGCUGUGUUCUAGCCGUGCAACGACAUCUCUUUCUAAAUGAGAUCAGGUUUGCAAACAAUACUAUAAAAGCUUUGUUUAGUCUUUGUUUUGUUUUCCAGGACAAAAACAAGCUUCCUUAAGCUUGGAUUUAUAGUUAAUAAAAGAAAACAAAACCAAAAAAAACAAAACAAAAAUUAAAAAAGAAAGAAAGAAAAAGCAAGACACAAGGAAAAAAAAUAUCCUGGGCAAUAAAAAUUCUUUUAAACCAGCUUUGGAGCCACUCUUUUCCUCCUGUACCGCCUUCCAUUUGUAGGAGGCAGCCUGUGUGAGUGACAGACAGGAAGUAGAAGAAUGCAAUAAACAUACUGGCAGAUUUUAA
Messenger RNA from Acomys russatus (golden spiny mouse), 1467 nucleotides. It is a transcript of the gene Bnip3l, whose product is annotated as BCL2 interacting protein 3 like. The coding region runs from base 102 to 758 and encodes 218 amino acids. Gene Ontology annotation, biological process: defense response to virus; mitochondrial outer membrane permeabilization; positive regulation of apoptotic process. The transcript has 6 exons. Gene Ontology annotation, cellular component: mitochondrial envelope; mitochondrial outer membrane; nucleus. The record is from RefSeq and is a predicted model, not a curated record. Lineage: Eukaryota; Metazoa; Chordata; Mammalia; Rodentia; Muridae.